UCAAGUGUUUUGAUUGUUAAACAGAUUUACACUGCCGCCACAGUCCUGGCAAAUUCAUUCAGCAUCCUCGCAUCCGCAUAUUCCGCAUCCCAACGAAUCUAGGCCAAUGGUUCUGGACUGGUAGCGAACAUCCCCACAGGAACACAGUCCGUUUCAUUAACUAGAAGGAUGGCGUCCCUUGUAUUGGUCACAGAUGCUACCAGCUUCAUCUCAUCACACAUCAUCCGACAGCUCCAGGAAGAUGGCUGUCAGGUCAGGGGAACGGUCAGCUCGCUGUCCGACGAGGAGGAGAGGAUCAAGGUCCUGCACGAGCUUUGUCCUGAGGCCAAGUUCAAGGUCGAGGUCGUGGAGGCUGACCCCGCCAAGCCUGAGUCCUGGGAGAGUGCCAUGAAGGAUGUCCAGUACGUGAUCCUCGCCAUCAAGCCCACCGCGGCAGUGCCUGCAGCGACAGAAGGAGAGGCGCCUACGCAGCCGGCAGUGGAGGCUGUUCUCAACGUGUUCAAGGCCUGCGUGGCUGCUAAGUCGGUCAAACGCGUUGUGUUGACAAGCUCUUACCAGGCUGUCUGUGGUGCUCCGGCAGCCCCCAAUGACAAGGUUCACACAGAGGCCGACUGGGCUGACGCAGAGACAGCUGAACCUCUUAUCAAGUCAGUCAUCCUGGCAGAGAAGGCCGCGUGGGACUUUGUCAAAGAGCUCACAGAUGCAGACAAGAUUGAAUUGUGUGUGAUGAACCCCACAAUGCCCCUGGGACCCCCAUUGAUUGAUGCCCAGCAUGAUAUCGUUCGUACCCUGUUGGACCGAGGCAUCACUGGCUGUCCCCGUGUCUGCUACUCUGUGGUGGAUGUGAGAGAUGUGGCCACUGCACACGCCAAGGCUCUCACUCUUGAUGAAGUGGCUGGAAACCGUCACAUCCUCCAUGGAGCCAAUCUAUGGGUGAAGGACGCUGCCCUAGCUUUGUCUAAGGAAUUCAAACCUUUUGGGUACAGUAUACCGACCAUCAGCCUGCCUAACGUUGCCUUGUGGGGGCUCAGUCUGUUCAACAAGACAGCCAAAACAUUCCUGCCCAAUGUCGGCAAACAGAGUCAGUUUGACAACACCAGGAUGAAGGAUGUGUUGGGCGUUACACCACGCGACGUGAAAGAUACGGUGGUGGAUGAGGCCAACGCCCUCAUAGAGAGAGGUCUCGGCAAAAAGCCCAAGAAAGUCCGCAACCAGGGGGCGGCCGCCGCACCAGAAAGUGCAGAGGCCACCAAGGCUGAAGAAGAGGGAGCAGAGAAGAAAGAGGGUGAGGGCGAGGAGAAGCCCAAAGAGAACGGAGAGGUAAAGGACGAGGAUGGAGAGAAGAAGGAAGAGGACCAGAAGGACGCUGAUGGAGGGGACACGCCAGCCCCCGCAGCUGCUGGAGAGGGGAAGACGGAGGAGAGUCAGAAGGAGGAGGAGAAACCCGCAGCUGAGGCGGUGGAGGAGAAGAAAGAGGAAGGAGGAGCAGGAGAUGCAGCACCAGCAGCGGAAGAGGCAAAGGCGGAGAAUUAAGGGCCCAGAUAUAGGACAUGGGCUUGUCGCUACUACUAGUGCAUCUAUUUCUUGUUCUUGAGUUCAGAAAGAAUAUUUUCUUCUGUCUUGUGAUGUUAGAUCAUUUUAAAAAAAUUUUGACACCCAGAUGAAAGAAAUAUGUUUGGGGGUUGUUGUUUUUUUUGUUCAGUUUUUUCGUUUGUUUGUGUUGGUCUAUGUUCACUUCUUGAAGGGCAGUUCAUAAUGCAAAAGUAUGCUUUGUGAAAUUGCGGUGUUCUCUACAAAAAAAGAAAAAAAA
This is a messenger RNA of Aplysia californica (California sea hare), 1810 nucleotides long. Its product is annotated as reductase-related protein. Gene Ontology annotation, molecular function: oxidoreductase activity, acting on the CH-OH group of donors, NAD or NADP as acceptor. The coding region runs from base 169 to 1533 and encodes 454 amino acids. The transcript is spliced from 9 exons. Lineage: Eukaryota; Metazoa; Mollusca; Gastropoda; Aplysiida; Aplysiidae. The record is from RefSeq and is a predicted model, not a curated record.